Molecule: messenger RNA, 2155 nt
Organism: Prunus mume (Japanese apricot)
Lineage: Eukaryota; Viridiplantae; Streptophyta; Magnoliopsida; Rosales; Rosaceae
Product: protein LIKE EARLY STARVATION, chloroplastic
Biological process (GO): starch metabolic process; regulation of starch metabolic process
Cellular component (GO): chloroplast stroma; starch grain
Molecular function (GO): starch binding
Source: RefSeq, a predicted model, not a curated record
AGGUAAAGCCGUUACAACCGCAUCCCAUACCUUACUCCAACUCCACGGAAACUCUGUUCCCUCCUUUCCGAUAAGCAAAAAAUAAAUAAAAUACAAAUUGAAAUAGCCAUUUCCAUUUUCCACUUCUCUCUUCUCCACUCAGUGUUACUCAGUCUCCUUCCUCACUUCUCCAUCAACAUGGCGUCUCGGCUCGGCGCCUGUACCCCUCGCGGGUCCCACUUCCAUUUACUCAAACACAAACACCCACUCAUUCUACUGCUAGAGCAGAAGCGAACGGCACCGUUUGGGAGAACGAAGAUCGCGGGCAGGGGAAGUCUGCGGAUUAGGGUUUCCGAUGGUGGGGACUCGUACCUCAGCAUGUGGAAGAAGGCCGUGGAGAACGACAAGAAGACCGUCGAGUUCGAAAGGAUCGUCGAGAAAUCGAGUAAGAUCGAUGCUAAUGAUGAUCAGAGUGUUGAGCCUGUUGAGGAUUUGGAGAAGAAGAGUGAGGAGUUCGAGAAGAUUCUGGGGGUUUCCAAGGAAGAGAGGGAUCGGGUUCAGCGAAUGCAGGUUGUCGAUAGGGCUGCGGCGGCGAUCGCCGCGGCUCGCGCCAUUUUGGCGGACAAAAAUAAGAGUUUGAGGACUGAUCCCGGUUCAGGUGGUGGUAGCGGGGGAGCAGUGGAGCCUCGUCAAGAGGGAAGUGGGACACAGGUUAGAAGUGUAAUUGUUCCUCAAUCAGAAAUUUCAGGAACCGGGACUCCUGGCCCUGAUUUUUGGUCCUGGGCACCCCCUCAGGGUGGUGAUAAAAUUUCAGAUGAUGUCAGUGAAUUGCUGCCAGCACCAAAACCUUCAGCACAGUCGAGCAAUCCAGUGUUGGAGAAAGAGCCAUCUGUAGGUUUUCUCUCAAUUCCUUUAGAGAGUAAACUUGAAGAAACCAAUCGGAACCCUCCUCUUCCUCCUUUCCAGUCCCUGAUGGAGGUUGGGAAAGUCGACGUCUCUGAGUCCAGUGUAGAGGCAACUUCCUUAAAAGAUGACCAUGAACUUGGUGCUGAGUUUUCAGCACAUGCAGCAGAAGCAGCUCAUGCUCUUGAUACAGUGGAUGAGGCGUCAUUAUCUGGAGUGAAUACAGAUGGAUCUAGGUGGUGGAGGGAAUCUGGAAUAGAGCAAAGGCCCGAUGGUGUAGUUUGCAGGUGGACAAUGACCAGAGGUGUUAGUGCCGACCAAGUUACGGAGUGGCAAGAUAAGUACUGGGAGGCUGCGGAUGAGUUUGGCCACAAGGAGCUUGGUUCAGAAAAAUUGGGACGCAAUGCAACUGGAAAUGUCUGGCGUGAAUAUUGGACAGAAUCUAUGUGGCAGAACCGUGGACUUGUGCAUAUGGAGAAAACUGCAGACAAGUGGGGAAAGAACGGUAAAGGCGAUGAGUGGCAAGAGAAAUGGUGGGAGCAUUAUGAUGCCUCAGGCCAAGCUGAAAAAUGGGCUCAUAAGUGGUGUAGCAUUGACCCAAAUACACCCCUUGAGGCUGGUCAUGCUCAUAUCUGGCAUGAAAGGUGGGGUGAAAAGUAUGAUGGACAUGGUGGCAGCGACAAAUACACUGACAAAUGGGCGGAGCGCUGUGAGGGCGACGGUUGGGCGAAAUGGGGUGACAAAUGGGAUGAACAUUUCAAUCCAAACGGUCAUGGUGUGAAGCAGGGUGAAACAUGGUGGGAAGGUAAGUAUGGAGAGCGUUGGAAUCGGACAUGGGGUGAGGGCCACAAUGGUUCUGGAUGGGUUCACAAGUAUGGGAAGAGCAGCAGCGGUGAGCACUGGGAUACACACGAGCCGCAAGACACAUGGUAUGAGAGGUUCCCUCACUUCGGUUUCUAUCACUGCUUCGAAAACUCAGUCCAGCUCCGGGAAGUUCCAAAGCCAUCCGAUAGGCCAUAAAUCACCAUCUGUCUGAAGCGAACUGAAAAAGGCUCUCUAUAUACGUAAUUAUAGAUUCCCCAUACCUAAAUAAUGAAUGUAGUUAUCCUAUCAUGUAAUAUUUCUUCUAAGCUUUAGUUUGUUUGCAAAACUGAACAGAAUUACUUAUUCUUUUCCUUAUUAACUGCCACUUAAAUAGACAUAAGUUUGACAUGCUUUUGUGAAAAGAAGACAAGUUCAGUGAUGAAUGGGUUAAGCGAGUUGGUUAGGGCAA